UGGAUGUGGACGAUGACGGUGUGGGGGCGACAGAACAGAAACGUGCGGAAGGCAGAGAAAACCAAGAAGCGGCUCCGGAGAAGACAGAUGACAUCCACGAUGUGAUGUCCAGGUUGGUCAAAAACGAAAUGCCGUACUUGCUCUGGACCAUCAAAAGGGAUGUUGUUGACUAUCACAGCUUGAACUGUGACCAGAUGCUGAAUCACUAUGGGAAGACGGCUUCCUUCACCACCAAGAUCGGGCUGUGUGUGAACAUGCGGAACCUACCGUGGUACGUCCAGGCCGACCCUGACUCCUUCUUCCCACGUUGCUACGGCCUCUGCACCGAGAACGAGAAGCAAGAAUUCCUGGACGACUUCCGGCGGACGGUGGCCUCCAGCAUCCUCAAGUGGGUGGUCAGGCACCACAAGUGCGGCAGCAGCGGGGAGGCCGGCGACCGCGGCCCUGGCAGCAAGAAAGUUCCCGAGAAUGCGGAAUCCAAGCCCAUGGGCCUCUCGGGGGAGCUCGUGGACACCGCAUACAAGGUGUGCCAGGCCUACCUGGGUCAGCUGGAGCACGAGGACAUCGACAUCUCCAAGGACGCCACCCAGGACCUCACGGAGGACGAGUGGAAGGACCUGACGCAGCAAUACUACUCCCUCGUUGACGGUGAUGCUUUCAUCUCCAAUUCGAGAAAUCACUUUCCGCAGUGCCAGGCCCUGCUGAACAAAAUCACGUCUGUGAACCCUCAGACGGAGAUCGACGGGCUUCGGAACAUCUGGAUCAUCAAGCCCGCAGCCAAGUCCCGCGGCCGAGACAUAGUGUGCAUGAACCGAGUGGAAGACAUCUUGCAGCUGGUGACCGCAGACCACCCGUCCGCCAAGGACAACAAGUGGGUGGUGCAGAAGUACAUCGAGACGCCGCUGCUCAUCUACGACACCAAGUUUGACAUCAGGCAGUGGUUCCUGGUCACCGACUGGAACCCCCUGACCAUCUGGUUCUACAAGGAAAGCUACCUGCGGUUUUCAACACAGCGCUUCUCCCUGGACAACCUGGACAGCGCCAUCCACCUGUGCAACAACUCCAUCCAGAAGCACCUGAAGAACGAUGAGGAACGCAGCCCCCUGCUGCCCUACCACAACAUGUGGACCAGCACCAGGUUCCAGGAGUACCUGCAGAAGAGGGGCCGCGGGGCCGUGUGGGCCAGCGUCAUCUACCCGGCCAUGAAGCGGGCCGUCGCCAACACCAUGAGGGGGGUGCAGGACCACGUGGAGCCACGCAAGAACAGCUUCGAGCUGUACGGGGCCGACUUCAUCCUGGGCCGCGACUUCCAGCCCUGGCUGAUCGAGAUCAACUCCAGCCCCACCAUGCACGCGUCCACGCCCGUCACGGCACAGCUGUGCGCCCAGGUGCAGGAGGACACCAUCAAGGUGGUGGUGGGUCGCAAGGUUGACCGCAACUGCGACGUCGGCAACUUUGAGUUGCUGUGGAGACAGCCUGCGGUGGAGCCUCCGCCCUUCCACGGGUCCGACCUGUGUGUGCAAGGCGUUGGUGUGCGCAGAGCCAGGAAGCAGAUGCCGCCCAUUUCCGGCGCUGACUGUCCAUCCGCGCUCCCGGACCCUCAGCCGCUGAAGGUGCGGUCCCCCUCGGCCGUGCCAGGCCUGGCUCCGGGCCGCCCCCCGACGGCUGUGCGCGGGGACUUGAGGCCGGACGACGCACAGGCGCCCGCUUGCACCCUGCCCGCGCCCCUCAAGAGGCCCGCCGAGAGACGCUGCGAGGCGCAGUCCCCCAGGAAGUCAGCGGUCCCCACUCGUGACUUUCAGCUCGCAGACGGUCAGGCCCCGAAAAUCCGCCUUCCCAAAGCCGAGUCCGACAGACGCUCGGGGGCCGACACGGUAAGCGCGCGGGCACGGCCGGCCGUGCUCCCGAGCGUGAAGACACCGGAGGGCGCCCUGUUUCAGCCGCUCACGCCGCCAGGGAACAUUCUUAGCAGCUUCUGCCGGCAGUCCCCUUCGUCCAUGUCCAGGUCCAUCCUGGAGGCCCUGACGCUCUCCACUGCCAUGAGGUGUGCCCCCCACGACGGUUGCUCCCUGCUCCUGCGUGUGCAGGCCUCCCUCACGCUGCACGAGAGCCUGCGGGGCCUGGAGGCCUGCUCCAUGAGCCUCGACACCCAGGAGACCCAGUGUCAGAGCGUGCGGGUCUCAAGGGCCUCCCGCCGACUACAUGUGGGGCAGCAGCUCCAGGUGCACUUUGAAUGCUUCGAAGUAAGCGUGGCCCAGAGCCUCUACGUCACCCUGAGGACAGUGCCCCACUUCUGUGGGGUCCGGCUGGACCAACAAUACCAUGUGGAAGCCGGGAAGUUCUCCUACUGGGUAGACCGCGGCCGCAAGGUCAUUCUGGUACAGGUGCCCGAGGCGCCCGCGGACUCCGACUACUACGUGCGGCUCUGCCUCAAGUGGUUCACCUGUGAGGACGUGGGUGCCCCAGUGCGGGUGACGGUGAACAGGGUCUCUCGCGCCGUCUCUCUGCCCUACAGCCGAGAGCUGCCGUGCCUGUGCCUUGAGGGCUGGUCUGCGACCCCUGACGCAGUGCGGAUGCAGGCCUGUCCCUUCGAAAAUGACACAGAGGCACUGUGGGACGCCAUCCGCUACCACCCCGGAAGCCAGGCACUGAGCUGGGAGCCCGCCUGUCCCGUGAGCGGCCACGUGAGCCUGUGCUGGCGCCCGGAGCCAGGGGCCCUCUGCCACGAGCUGGAGCACUCCGGCCGGUCGGCACGGGCCAGGGUGCAGUACCCGCUGGUGGACACACAGCCCCAGCUCUGCCUGAAGUUCUCCACCAACCGGGGCUUCUGGGUGAGGUGCCCUUUCGAACGACUAGGCUUCCCAGCCUGGAAGAUGACUGUCCGACCAGCCGCGUCUCAGGGCCACCUCCGGGUCACCUUCUUCUCGCCCAGCGCUGCCAGCUUCAAGGUGCACCUGUGUCACCAAAGGAAGAUGUGGCCCCCUGCCUGCCACCCAGCGAUCCAGGCCACGCCUCUCCCUCCAGCCUCAGGUGGCUUCAUGGCUGACUCCGCGGUUGCCUUCGUGGACAUCCCCAGGGACGAGGCUUGUGUCCCCAGCACCUGCAUCCAGGGCUGGAGGACCGAUGUGCACUUCUCCACCCCCCAGCAGCUGUGUGAUCUUCAAUGCACCCCCAGAGGAGCUUUUCAGUCAAGUCUGGGCCCCCGUUCCUCAGCCAAGAUCCCCUCCAGCAGAUCGCAGGCCAAAGGGGCGACGGUCACCCCUGAGGGCCCGUAUCCGGGGCGGGGCUCCACCGCCUGCCAGCCAGGCGACCUGGCAGCUGACCCCAGCCACUGGCAGAACCUCCACGCCACACCGGCUGCCGCCCAGGGGACAGCGGACUGAGGCCAGGAGCCUCACGGAGCACAAGCAGGUGCCCUGGCUGAAUGCUGGGGUGCAGAGGGCUCCCAUCUGGGGCUCCGAACCUCUGGCAGCAGAAGCCAGGCCUCAGAACUUAGAAGUGGCUCGCCUGCACACGGGCUGUGGGGCCGGCCACCUUGCGUCUCCCCAGCCGCGCACAGCUCCCUGGGGGCCCUCAAGCUGGGCGGGGAGCUUUGGGUCAGAUGAAGGGCCCUCAGCCCCUCCCUGAACCCCCUGCUGAAGGCCACGGAAUGGCUGGGUGGGCUGCCCUCUCUGCUGGAUGGCCUGGCCUCUGACCUGUCCCGUCUCAGCUUGGUGCAGGCUCCCUCCGGACCACCCGGGGUCACGGCCACCAUCCCCGGCCCCUGCCUGAGCGCUGGAGAGCAGAGUGCGACCCCACACUUGCUACGGCCGACCAGGCUCCGUUGGCUCAGGACCACCCCCAGCCCCCGCCCAGAGCGCUCCCAUACUGCCUGUCCACAUGCUAGCAGGGCGGCCCCCCACUGCCCAGGCGGGGCCUCCGCCCGGCCCCCUGCACCCACGCUCCCAGAGCUCAGGUCACCUUGCGCAGCCCAGCCAGUCGGGCCAAGGCCGGCCACUUCCUCUGGCCUCAGGGGCCACCCGCCGGGAUGUGCCCUUCUCAGAAGUGUCAUUAAGGGCCACUGUGUGCCAUCUGUGCUCAAGGACCACAGAGGGACCCUUGGCCCUGCAGCGUGAUUUCCACACCCAGGCCAGGGGUCGCCCAGCGGCCGGCCCGGCAGAUGCGCCCCCACAGAACUGUCCUGCUUGCUCCCAAGCACCGCCAGGCUGUCCCUCCUGCAUCUGGAGUCCCGCUCGCGUCCACCUGGCCACAGUGGCCCCCCAGCAGGCACCCCGGGCCUGGCCCCCUUCCUGCCUUUCGGGGGGGUGGGGUGGCUACAACAGACCAGGGGUGGGCAAAACCAGUAAACACUUGUGCGCCGA
Messenger RNA from Herpailurus yagouaroundi (jaguarundi), 4361 nucleotides. RefSeq names its product putative interleukin-17 receptor E-like. Gene Ontology annotation, biological process: protein polyglycylation; cilium assembly; cilium movement. Lineage: Eukaryota; Metazoa; Chordata; Mammalia; Carnivora; Felidae. The record is from RefSeq and is a predicted model, not a curated record. Gene Ontology annotation, cellular component: axoneme; microtubule cytoskeleton. Bases 105 to 3383 code for a protein of 1092 amino acids. Gene Ontology annotation, molecular function: interleukin-17 receptor activity; protein-glycine ligase activity, initiating. The transcript is spliced from 24 exons.